GCAGCUGAAUAUGUUAAAUCUCGACUCCCAGAGGCCCUUAAACAGCAUCUUCAGGACUACGAGAAAGACAAAGAAAAUAGUGUAUUGUCUUACCAGACCAUCCUCGAACAGCAGAUUCUGUCAAUUGAUCGGGAAAUGCUAGAAAAAUUGACCGUGUCCUAUGAUGAAGCAGGUACAACCUGUCUGAUCGCCCUACUCUCAGAUAAAGACCUCACUGUGGCCAACGUGGGUGACUCGCGUGGGGUCCUGUGUGACAAAGAUGGGAAUGCCAUUCCUCUGUCCCAUGAUCACAAGCCUUACCAGCUGAAGGAAAGGAAGAGGAUAAAGAGAGCUGGUGGUUUCAUCAGUUUCAAUGGCUCCUGGAGAGUGCAGGGGAUCCUGGCCAUGUCUCGGUCCCUGGGGGAUUACCCACUGAAAAACCUCAACGUGGUCAUCCCGGACCCAGACAUCCUGACCUUUGACCUGGACAAGCUUCAGCCCGAGUUCAUGAUCUUGGCUUCAGACGGCCUCUGGGAUGCCUUCAGCAACGAGGAAGCGGUCCGGUUCAUCAAGGAGCGCCUGGAUGAACCUCACUUCGGGGCCAAGAGCAUAGUUCUGCAGUCGUUCUACAGAGGCUGCCCCGACAACAUCACGGUCAUGGUGGUGAAGUUCAGGAACAGCAGCAAGACAGAAGAGCAGUGAGCCUGUGGGGUCCCCACUGCCCUGGACCCAGGACCUCAACGCUGGUCUCCCCACGCAGUGAAGGGCGUGCGAGUUGUCAUUAGGCUCAUCCAUCCCAGACUUGGAACCCCUCCUGGUGGUCUCGGGUCUCAUCACAAGGAGCAGAGGGGGCUCUUGGUCCAUGUAGCCGAGAGGCUGGCAAGUGGUUUCUUCAUGUUUUCCCAACCCUUUCAUCCACAAUCUAGAAAUAACUAGCUGUAGAUCCCGUGUAUGAGGUGAAUAGCACAUGUGCCAUGUAGUCUCCCUCGUAAGAUUCUUUUCGAGACCCCGUUGGGGUCCCCCUGUUAUCCCUGUUGUGUCUUCUCUCUGGAACAGUGGGCAGGGCAGGCCAUGGUGCCACCUGUGAGCAGCCAGGAGCUGACCGUCCCCCUUGGGGAGGAAGUGCCACCCUGAGCCCAGAAGCGGGUCUGCAGUGGCUUCUGAUUCAGCAGCUGCUCCUGGAGACUGAGGGGGAGCAGAGAGGAGGGGACAGCCGCAGCAGCUCCCUGCACAGCAGCGGUGACCCCUGCCUCACCCCUUUAUGAGUUAAGUGGGCUCUGUACCACCUGGCAGUCUUCUUGCAUUGAUCCUGACCACUCAUGACCUUAACCUUUGGCUUAGACCUGACUGCGUGACAGGCAGCUGUUAACUUCACCAACAGACACCGUGAUCUUUCAUCUAAGACGACUAAGAAACCAUGUUCACGGAAAUGAGAAAAGCAAGUCACCAUGCCAUCAUCCCUCUCCGCCCCCUGCCUUUUUGAGGGUAGGUGGAGGAGAGCAAGGCUGAGGGAGUCAUAGCGCCCCCCAGAACAGGCUGUUUGCAUGGGAGAGGAGAGACGGAGCUGGUGUGAUCAUCCCCGAGGAGCUGCAGCCGCCAGUUUCUGUGUGUUUUCCUUCCAAGUGUCUGUCGAGCAGUGUCCUGAGAAGCAGGGCCUGGAACUGCAGCCAGGCACAGAGUCUGGUGGCAACCAACAGGUUGCGCCCCUCCUUGGCUGUGGAAAGGCAGCCUUUAAUGUCUGGUUGCAAGCCUCCGUCCACACCGGGGAGCUCUCCCCAGGCAGACACUGACCACCCUGUGCAGCCUGCAGGGAGCAGCACUGGGACACCUGGGGCACUGUGCGUGGUGGCAGCAAAGCCAGUCGGGAUUCAAGCGUGACCCCACAGUGAUGAGCAGCCCGUAGUCAUCUGGGGCUUAGCUUUCUGCUCUCCGUUUCCUGUCACCAAUGUCUCAUUCCAACCUCAGUAUCUUCUAAGUUAAUUUAGAGAAAAUGCUGGGUCACUCUCUGCCUGGCUAAGGUGGCUCCAAAGCCAGACAAGUUUUCCUUGCCCCCUGCCCGGCGUAUCCACCUGGUUCUCUUCCUCCUGUGUGGGUAUCUGUCAUCAAAGCUUCUCAAAGGCCCCACACCCACUCCGUCCAUCUCCUGCCUGCCCUCCACCCUCCCACAGCCAUCGCGCCCUCCCGGAGCAGUUUCCAGGAGAGAAGGCAGAGCGUGAAGAGACUGCCUCGUGGCUGCAAGGACUGCAGGCGUCACGA
This is a messenger RNA of Carlito syrichta (Philippine tarsier), 2235 nucleotides long. It is a transcript of the gene PPM1L, whose product is annotated as protein phosphatase, Mg2+/Mn2+ dependent 1L. The record is from RefSeq and is a predicted model, not a curated record. Gene Ontology annotation, cellular component: nucleus; cytosol. Gene Ontology annotation, biological process: positive regulation of canonical Wnt signaling pathway; protein dephosphorylation; negative regulation of canonical NF-kappaB signal transduction. The coding region runs from base 136 to 681 and encodes 181 amino acids. NCBI's taxonomy places the organism in Eukaryota, Metazoa, Chordata, Mammalia, Primates, Tarsiidae. Gene Ontology annotation, molecular function: protein serine/threonine phosphatase activity. The transcript is spliced from 3 exons.